Messenger RNA from Eptesicus fuscus (big brown bat), 2981 nucleotides. RefSeq names its product polycomb group ring finger 3 (gene PCGF3). The record is from RefSeq and is a predicted model, not a curated record. Gene Ontology annotation, biological process: regulation of transcription by RNA polymerase II. The transcript is spliced from 11 exons. Lineage: Eukaryota; Metazoa; Chordata; Mammalia; Chiroptera; Vespertilionidae. Bases 358 to 1086 code for a protein of 242 amino acids. Gene Ontology annotation, cellular component: PRC1 complex.
CCUGACUCGGCGCUCGGCUCCGUUCGGGCAUUUCCGCCUCUUUGUUUUAAACUCCGGACGGGUUUUUUUCUCCGGCUCUUGGGGGGGACCCGGAGGGAGCGGCGCCCCCUCCCCUCCCGGCGCUGCCCCCGCGUGCGCCCCGCUCGUCCGCAGCCGAGACGGCAGGCCCCAGCAUGUAGCAGAGGGUCCGGCCACCCAUCCAGAAAAUGGGAAAGGAGCAGAGGAGGGAAGGAAGGCGCAGGGGCGAAGACGCGGAGUGCGGAGCGCGGCAGCCGGGGCGUCUCAGCGGCACAGCCGAGGCCUGAGCGCCCAUGCGGAGGGAGCGGCGGACCCAGGCGUCUAGAGGAGAAGCCAAAGAUGUUGACCAGAAAGAUUAAACUCUGGGACAUAAACGCCCACAUCACCUGCCGUCUGUGCAGCGGGUACCUCAUCGACGCGACCACCGUGACCGAGUGUCUGCACACGUUCUGCCGGAGCUGCCUGGUCAAGUACCUGGAGGAGAACAACACCUGUCCCACCUGCAGGAUCGUCAUCCACCAGAGCCACCCGCUGCAGUACAUCGGGCAUGACAGGACCAUGCAGGACAUCGUGUACAAGCUGGUGCCAGGCCUGCAGGAAGCCGAGAUGCGGAAGCAGAGGGAGUUCUACCACAAACUGGGCCUGGAGGUGCCUGGGGACAUCAAGGGCGAGACUGGCUCUGCGAAGCAGCACUCGGACCCCCAUCGGAACGGGGAAGCCAAAGCAGACGAGAGCUCCCACACGGAGGCUGCGGAGGAGAAGCAGGAGGAGGACAGCGACUACCACCGCAGCGACGAGCAGGUGAGCAUCUGCCUGGAGUGCAACAGCAGCAAGCUGCGCGGCCUGAAGCGCAAGUGGAUCCGCUGCUCCGCCCAGGCCACCGUGCUGCACCUGAAGAAGUUCAUCGCCAAGAAGCUCAACCUCUCGUCCUUCAACGAGCUGGACAUCUUAUGCAACGAGGAGAUCCUGGGCAAGGACCACACGCUCAAGUUCGUGGUCGUCACGCGGUGGAGGUUCAAGAAGGCGCCCCUCCUGCUGCACUACAGACCCAAGAUGGACCUGCUGUGACGUGCGGACGGCCCGGGCACGGAGCACGGGCGCGGACCCGAGGCCCGGGGCCAGACUUCUGAACAGAGUAUUUAUCCCUUUUGUACGAGAGUUCACACUCGACGAGACACUACCAGCAGCACGGUGACAGGUGGCGACACACUUCACGGCUCCCGCGGCCACCGGCCCUCACGACCCUCAGCUCACGGACCCGCGGCCUCCCCGGCUCCCCAGGUUUCCACAGUCUCCGUCGUUUCCGUUCAUGAGUUAGGGUUCAUGAUAAAAACACGCGUGUGUAGGGUGGGUCCUCACUAAGUCACUGAAAAGCGUUUUCAUGGUGGCUGAUGAUGACUAUGUUGCCGUUAGCUCCCGGGAGAUCUAGAAGGAUUUGCUUCAAGAGCAAAACAAAAGAGGUUGCCACUCAGUGCGGUUCCCGCGGGGCUUGGUGUCCCUGUCGUGACCUGAGGGAGCCCCGUGUGCACAGCCGUCUCGGUAAAGUCACUUUGACCACUGAACGGCGCCAUCGUCAGAGCACGCUCCCUCCUGCUGCCCCGUGCCCGCGGAGAGGGAGCUGGUGGCCACAGGGAGUCCCAGACCCCUCGUCCCCGCUGCCGGGGUGCCCGCCCUCCCUGCCGGUCCCGGGGCCGGCGCUCAGCGACCCAAACCCAGCCCCAGGGACGCUCGCUUUCUCACCCCUUCUCCACCCAAGCGUUCACGUUUUUGUAGAAUCAGAGAAAACACAUUUGACAGCACACAAACGUGUGCCUUUAAAACAGUCCCUUGGGAUGCUGAAGGCGAGAUGGGGAGAAAGCCCGUUCCCGUGGUCACGUUCCCGUGUCAGUGUGGUCCUGGGCUCAUGGUCACUCGGUCCCCCGGCCCCUCCCACCGUCCCUGCCCCUCAGGCCUGUGGUCCCGGCCCUACGCCCACCCUGCCUCUGUGCUGGCUUUCCCACGAAGCCCUCACUUUAGGGACUAGAAUUUCCUCAAAUUGGCUCCAGACCCGUGGGCUCAUGGGCUGCUGCUUCCUGUUCCAUGUACACGAGGCUCAGAAGCAGCUACUGAUGAGCCGUCAGCAAAAAGAAAAAUCUCCAAAUUAAUUCAGUCCAGGCAAUUUUAACGUAAGGCCUUUAAACCCAUCGAAACCCGUGGUUAGGGAUUGGUCGAAUCGCUGUGUCAGCCAUGGCCCCGUCCUGUUCAUCCAUGCGGUUCUCCGUUGCUCUCCAAGGCCUGGCGAGUGGAUGUGUGUGAGCAACCAUGACCUGUCUACCUCAAAACACACAUUGCCGCUGGCGCAUCUGUCGAACCCAGGACCCCCGUGCGGUCUCCAGGCGUCGGGGAAGGGGGUUCCCGGGGGUGAAGAGGGGUGAACAGCGUGAGUCCACCUUCAGAAACAUGGUUCCCGCUCGGACUGGGCCGAUGGUGUCUGCAGCCGCCCGACGCACGUUGUGGCCUGUCGCUCGGUGCGACCACUUGAAUUUGCAUUUGCUAUGGUGCUAAGCUGAUACCUGACACGCCGAGAGGUGCGGCGGGCCGGCCGCUCUUCUGGCCGCGGGACCCGGGGAGCCCAGCAGCAGAGCCUAUUUUUCUACGAUUUCCUCGUGAGACUGUUCACGCAGACGCGGGACCUGCUGGUCGGACUGCAGCCCGUGGCCUCGGCUCGGGAGGCUGAGUCACUGUCUCCUGCGUGAGAGGCGGCCGGAGCGGCAGGCCUCGGGGUUUCCCAGGCGGAGUUCCCGUGACGUCUCCCUCCCGUGUGUGCGGCUGGGACGGCCGCUCAGCGCCUGCGCCCUCAGCAGCCGUGGGACUCACCGUGCGGUUUUCACGAAAACAGAAAAUUCAGAUAGAAUAUAUAAUAUGGAAUUUAAGAUUUGGGGGGUUGAAAAAGAAAACUUAACUUUAUAAAAUUAUUUAUUCUA